GAAGUUCUGGGUGAUAAUUUUUUUUUUAAACCAUCAAAGGUAAGAAGAUAUUGUUUAGAUUUAAAAAACUCUCACUAAUUUUUCUCUCUACUGCACCUAUUAAGGGCACUUAUUUGAAGUUUAGCCACGCAGCUUCUACGAAUGAACAAUAAUGAAUUCAUUUCUGAAAUGUUAUUGUACGCGAUAUUGAAGCGUUGUGACAACCCUAGACUAUUCCAGAAAUCAACAGCUGAAGGCAAAUAGGCCUCAAUCAGUGAUUUGAGUGAAAAGUGUUGGCCCCUUUGUUGAUACGAUAAGAUACAAAAAAAAGAGAGACCAAACUUGUAUAUAUUUGGUUGUCAAAAACAUUGUCUUAAAAAUCUUCUUUUAGUGAAUCGUGGAUUAAUUGGAAAUGCAACAGGUGCUUAAGUUACUCAACUCAACAACUUUGAGUGAAUUCCAUUACAGCACCUUAUGUUAAUAACAGAAUAAUAACAUGACAGCUGACUGAUUAUAUUUAUCGAUAGAUUACUUUUUAUACGCUGAAAUAUGGAAGCCUCUUCUUCGGAACACCACAAGCGUCUGGAAUACUGUACUACCAGACUAAAAUACCGUCAGGGCCGAGAAUUAAAAGCGGUCAAGGUUUAUACAGUGGCUAGUGAGUCUCGGCAUUUGCUGAUCUUCGGUGUACCUAGAAUAAACCUUCAAGCUAAUCUCAAGGCGAAACUGCAGGGAUUUGGUAAAGUGCAAUCGUGCAUUUCCAUAACUUCAGAGAUGACUUCAAAAAUGGAGCUGGAAGCUUUUACAGAUGUGUUCGCAGUAAAAUUCGAGCGCCUAGAAGUGGCCAGAAGAGCCAAGAAGAUGCUUGAUGCCCAACAGUUUUAUGGUGGAACCUUACACAUAUCCUACGCUCCAGAACGGGAAUCAGUCGAGGAACUUAGGGAGAAGAUGCAGCACCGAAGAAAUGAGGUGGCUUUUCGUAUUCUGAAAAAUCAGAAGGAUCAACCCCAAGUUCCGAAGAAGUGCCGGGAAGACACAUGA
Molecule: messenger RNA, 1020 nt
Organism: Drosophila yakuba
Lineage: Eukaryota; Metazoa; Arthropoda; Insecta; Diptera; Drosophilidae
Product: RNA-binding protein 48
Exons: 4
Coding region: 529-1020 (163 amino acids)
Cellular component (GO): nucleoplasm
Molecular function (GO): nucleic acid binding
Source: RefSeq, a predicted model, not a curated record